Molecule: messenger RNA, 1188 nt
Organism: Peronospora farinosa
Lineage: Eukaryota; Oomycota; Peronosporomycetes; Peronosporales; Peronosporaceae
Source: the annotation of a GenBank genome assembly
AUGGAGAAUGGAAGAGCCGAUCGACUUGACUUGCUGCCUCUUGGUCCUGAGAUAAUUUUGAUUUCCGAUAGACUGUUAAUGCUUGCGAAGAACCACACACUGCGGAAGAAUCAAGACGUUGUUGCAACAUUAUUGCAGAAUUGUAACAUUCCGCCAUCCAUGGACGUGCAGCGUUCACUCCAAGCCACGUGUGAAGAGCUUGGACAGCUGCUUUUGAUCCUGAGAGGCCAUAAUCGUCGACAGCGGGCGUGUGAAGGUUUAGUGCUGGUGGUGUGUGAGGUGCUGAGCCUCGUGCAAACCACACCAUACACGUUGAGCUAUGGAAGGAGGCCUUGGAUGAAAGAGGAGAAGACGGAGGCUCGUUAUGAUUGUGCAAUGGACAUUGCAUACCAAUUCAUGGAUCGUUGGGGAGUUUGUCUUGCGCAAUGUGCGCGUUCCAGUGAUUGUCGAUCGUUCGCGAUUGGUUCAACAAUGUCCCGGUUAGAGAGAAUGAUUGUUAAAUGCUCAAGUGAUAUGAAACGUCUUCACAAUUACAUGCUUCAGUAUGAGCAAGAGAUGAAAAAUGCUACUGAAGAAUGGGCAGAAACGAUGAUAAAGUGUCGCCAUGACUUGGAACCACAGUGGAUUAAUGCCAAAGAGCGGGAUUGGAAGGUCUAUGACGAUACUUUCCAUAGAACUAAAGCAGUGCAGAUGAAGUUUGAGGAGAACAAGAAUGCGCGCAACUCCCUUAUGCACUACGCACAAGAACAAGAACUGCGCAGCAAGUUUUAUCGAGCUACAUUAAGGUUGAUACGUGUUGCUACCCAACAAUCGAGCAUCUACAUCGAGCAGGAGCAACAUCUGCAGAUGGCGUCGGACGAAACAAUUAACGUGCUUGGAAAUGAGAUAUUGGAACACAUGGAUACUUUCUGUAGUGCGCUCCAGGAUGUCAUGGUGCCAAAUUUGCGAUAUCACGGAGAUGUGUCUGGACGAACGGACAUAACUGGAGACAUGACAGCCCUAAUGCGCAUGAAAAGUUGUCUGAACAAAAUGCGACCUCAGGGUGCCUUUUAUGCAGCGCAAUUUCCCGUGUUUGUGUCGGCCUGCAAGCAGGUGAUGUUAUACUAUGGUAUUGAUCGUCCGAUCAGAAGCUUUCAAACCUUUUGCAAACAGAAAGAAGACACCUUGACGCUUGAGAAAUUGAGAUGA